AUGACCUUGUUAAUGGACGCGAUGGAUCAGUACGACGAGCUUAUGGCGUCAGAAGAUGAACAGCUCGCUGCUCUACAGGAUUCCUAUAAAGCUUUCGAGAUCUUGCACGAAGAACAAAAUCAGCAGUGCCAGACAAAUUUCACAUCAAUGCAUAAAUCCUGCAACACGUGCAUCAUGGAGAAAUGCCAGGAUUACUACAGAAACAACUGUGCCUCUUUGGAGCCCGACCCAAUGGAAAUUAUUGAACCCCCGUGCAAGACAAGGCCCGACUCGCCUUGCGAAGAGCCAGAAAGAACUGAUCAAAGCAUCGGAAGUAAUAUUGAUAGAUUUCCUCCUCGGCCUACCCCUGUUCAGCCUUCUUCUGGAAUGAAUAUUCAAAUUUCGGUCAAUGGCGAGUCUGUUCCUUCCAUGACCCAAGCAUUGGAAAUGAUCAGAACUACAAUGACUCAAAAGGUUACGGAACCGGAAGCUGACUGUGAACCAGGAAAUUCUUUUGCGGAGUUUAAAGAAGUUGUCAGUCCAGUUUCGCGGAGCUCGUCUUACCAAGUUUCGAUGUCCUCAAGUGGAGGAAACGGCAACACAGGCGCGGCGAUGGGCUCAUUGGGAUCUCUUGACGACAUGAUGCAAAAUGAAAAUGCGAAGGAACAAAUGUCCCGCUUUGAAAAUCUAUGGAAUCAAAGAGCUGGUGCUUUUGGGCAGGAUAGAUCUGACUCUUCUGGUGCAUCACGAUUUUCGUAUUCAAUGAGUGGUAGCUCGGGAUCGGGUCCUCGAACUUCAUCGUCGUCCUUCCGAAUGACAUCAUCAUCCGGCGGCAGCUUUCCUCAGGCGCAGAGUCUCGGGUCCUCCAUGACUGGUGGCUGCUCAGAGUGUGGAGGCUGUGGACAGCAGCAACAGGGAAGUUCUGCAUUCCGCCAAAACCCCGUGGCUAACAGCGGCCCUUGCGGAUUCCAGGAACGAGCAGAGGUCGGUCAUGGACGAGACUUAUUUGGUGAAGUCAGACGUGAUCUUGUUUCACUUGAAAACAGCGGCAAUGGCAAAAUUACAGAGAAUGGAAAUACCUUUUCUUACUCUUGGGAAGGAACUGGUGGCAUUCCAGAAAACCUAGAAGAAAUAAUGAAUCUUGGCUUAAGUCGACUAAAUCGCCAGCGAGCGCACAUGCGCAGCGGAUGUAACACCGGUAGAUGCACCAGGAAUUUGCGAGAAGGACUUGCUCGUUCUCGACGAUACUACCCAACAAAAACUCGACGAGCGGUUUCUCAAUGCGCCAUCGAACAAGCUGCCAAAGAAGCUGCCGAGCGUGCUCGCCAAGAAGAAGCUCGUCGACUAAGCGAACUCGCCAAGCAGGGUGGAUACAACUCAGCAUGCUCAAUGCUCAACUCUCAACAUGGGGAAGCACAAACGAAUAUGAUGGUAACACAGCUUUUGACAAACCUCAAAGGAGAGCUCAGUCGCGCAACAGAAAAGUGUAUGUCCAGUGGAAACUGCCAUAACACUCGAGUUAAUAUCAACAUCGUUGGACGAACUUCUGGCGGCGGGUGCAACCCUGAUGAUUCCAACUCACCAUGCAAUCAAGCUCAGUCGCUUUACGAUCAAACCCGAAACAAGAUCAAUGAGUGGACCAAUACGCAGACAAAUACACGAAUCGACUUCUCCUUCAAUGGCUCUGGUCAACCACAGCCUCAACCAACACAAUCACCAACUCGACGACCUUAUUACCCAGAAACUGAUGCACCUUAUGUCGCUCCUCAGCGCACGACCCCAGGUCGAAAUGCUCCAGUUCAGCCAAAUACCGACUCUAGCAGCGUCCCUGUUGAUAAUUUCCCCUCAAGACCAAAUCCAGACGACUAUUCGUAUGAUGGUUCACAGUCGUACGAUGACAGCACAGUAGACUCAGAUUACUAUUCCAGUCUAGAAGAAAAUAUGAACCAGCUCGUUGAAAAUCCAGCUGAGUGGGCGAUUUGGGGUUCGUGGAGCUCAUGCGACAUCAACUGCGCAAACGGAAACGAAAAAGGAACUCAAGUUCGACGCCGAAAUUGUGAAAUCGACCGACAAGUAGUGUCCAAUCUUCCAGUUGAAAAUUGUAACAUUGGAGACGAUGUACAAUACAGAGAGUGCCUGCCAGUACCCAAGCCAUGCAAUACCUGGGCCCACUGGGGUUUCUGGACAGAAUGCUCUGCAACUUGCGGUGCUGGUACCCGAGAGCGAACUCGCUCCUGCAUGUAUGGUGGCGAGUGCCAGGGACCGAAGACUCAACAGGAAGCUUGCACAAACCUUAUUCACCCUGAGUGUCCGACUUGGUCCGAUUGGAAAAUCGCUGCCGAAUGCUCAGUCACCUGUGGUCAAGGUGUUCGCUCAUACUUUAGGACUUGCCAAAAUGGACGAAUCAAUGAGCCCGGUUGUGUUGGACCUGCUGCUCGACAAGAACCUUGUGAUACAGGAAGGGAGUGUGCACUCUGGACUCAGUGGUGCGAGUGGACUGGUUGCUCCGCCACAUGUGGUCGAGGAGCUCAAGUAAGAGAACGUCAGUGUGUCAAUGGCGAGCCUGGAGAACCUGGAUGCGAGGGACGAGCAAACGAGAGAAAGAUCUGUUAUGCCGAGCAAAUAGCAUGUCCCGAGUGGACACCAUGGAGCGAAUUUACCGCUUGCUCUGUGUCUUGUGGAGAAGGCCUGAGAACUCGAGUUCGUGAUUGUCGCAACGGAAACAUCGGCGACGAUGGAUGUAUCGGAGAGCCCGAAGAAGCUGUCGAGUGCGAAGCCAGUCGUCAAUGUCCCUUCUGGUCUAUUUGGGGAUCAUUUUCUUCUUGUUCCGUCACUUGUGGAGAAGGUGAGAGGACAAGAACACGCGAAUGUGUCCAUGGGAGAGAAGGAGAAAUUGGAUGCGAGGGCACCUCCGUCGUUGUGAGCAUGUGCUACGGUGCUAGACGAGAAUGCGAAUACUGGAGUGAAUGGAGCGAGUAUGGACAGUGUUCUGUAACUUGUGACCGUGGAACACAACAACGAACUCGUGAGUGCAUCAAUGGACGGCCAGGUGACGUAGGCUGCCCUGGAAGCGCCUUCGAAGCUAUCCCCUGCGAAGAAGAGGCGUGCAUCCGAUAUGUUGAUUAUCCUGAUGCCAAUCCUGAGCCAGUAGAAUGUGACGAGAAUCCUGAUUAUGGAGAUCAAGAUAAUCAGGAGCCACUCGAACGAAUUGAAAUCGAGCAUCGCGAGGAUGAGCCAUUUGUCAUGCCUGCUCCACCUCCAACCAAGGAACCCACCCCAGCCCAAGAUAUCACUUGCGGUGGAAUUCUCGAACGCGACUCCCAGCAAUGCUCCUCUCUUUUCCAAGAGAGUUGCGCAGCCUGUGACUCUUCCCUAAGCUCUGUCUGCUCCGAGUAUUAUAGCCUCAAAGUCAAAUUGGAAGAGCUUCAUCACGAGAUGAAACAAUGUGAAGCUCGCAAGAAGUUCUACGCUGAGCGAAAAGCUGAACUUAACAUUCAAUACAUGGAACUCCAACAGAAUGUAAACGAAAACCACCAAUGGGCGUUGAAUAUGGCUGUCAGUCUUCUCCCCGCUGACGCUACAUCUCCAGCGGAAUACCCACCUUGCGAUAUCAAAUCUGCAACCGUACAACCCGAGCCUAGCCAAUUCGGCUUCACGAUCUCCGUUGUUGCGAAAAUGAACGUAACCCCCUAUUCCGAAAUUCGGAUCGACAUGGACUUCAACCAACCUUUCUCCAACUGCUGCAGCAGCAGACAAACAAUGGCACGAACUCGACGAUCUCUUGGAAAUCGGCUUAUUCUUAAAUUGAGGCAGAUUUCUGAGCGAAAUACGCCCAUGUCUUACCCCUAG
Molecule: messenger RNA, 3828 nt
Organism: Oikopleura dioica
Lineage: Eukaryota; Metazoa; Chordata; Appendicularia; Copelata; Oikopleuridae
Source: the annotation of a GenBank genome assembly